Lepus europaeus (European hare) is the source of this 3980-nucleotide messenger RNA. RefSeq names its product apoptosis associated tyrosine kinase (gene LMTK1). The transcript is spliced from 14 exons. Gene Ontology annotation, biological process: peptidyl-tyrosine autophosphorylation; brain development. Gene Ontology annotation, molecular function: protein tyrosine kinase activity; ATP binding. The record is from RefSeq and is a predicted model, not a curated record. The coding region runs from base 140 to 3871 and encodes 1243 amino acids. NCBI's taxonomy places the organism in Eukaryota, Metazoa, Chordata, Mammalia, Lagomorpha, Leporidae.
GUCGCCCUUCUUCAGCCCUAGCUUCGCCUUCAGCUCCCACUUCGACCCCGACGGCGCCGCCCUGGGCGGACUCUCCUGGUCGCCCUCGCUCGCCGUGGUGGCUGUGUCUUUCUCGGGGCUCUUCACCGUGGUCGUCCUCAUGCUGGCCUGCUUGUGCUGUAAGAAGGGCGGCAUCGGCUUCAAGGAGUUUGAGAAUGCUGACGGGGACGGGUACACGGCCGAUCGCUCGGCGCAGGGCUCCCCGGCCACGGCCGCGCAGGGCGGGCCCGACGUGUACGUCCUGCCGCUCACCGAGGUCUGCCUGCCCAUGGCCAAGCAGCCCGGCCGCUCAGUGCAGCUGCUCAAGUCCACGGAGCUGGGCCGGCACAGCCUGCUGUACCUGCAGGAGAUCGGGCACGGCUGGUUUGGGAAGGUGUUCCUGGGGGAGGUGCACGCGGGCGCCAGCAGCACCCGGGUGGUGGUGAAGGAGCUGCAGGUGAGCGCCAGCGUGCAGGAGCAGGCGCAGUUCCUGGAGGAGGCGCAGCCGCACAGGGCCCUACAGCACAGCAACCUGCUCCAGUGCCUGGCGCAGUGCACAGAGGUGACGCCCUACCUGCUGGUGAUGGAGUUCUGCCCGCUGGGCGACCUCAAGGGUUACCUGCGGAGCUGCCGGGUGAGCGAGUCCAUGGCGCCCGACCCCCUGACGCUGCAGCGCAUGGCGUGCGAGGUGGCCUGCGGGCUGGUGCAUCUGCACGGGAACAACUACGUGCACAGCGACCUGGCCCUGCGCAACUGCCUGCUGACGGGCGACCUGACAGUGAAGAUCGGGGACUAUGGCCUCUCUCACUGCAAGUACAGGGAGGACUACUUGGUGACCGCGGACCAGCUGUGGGUGCCGCUGCGCUGGAUCGCGCCCGAGCUGGUGGAUGAGGUACACAACAACCUGCUCGUGGUGGACCAGACCAAGGCCAGCAACGUGUGGUCCCUGGGGGUGACCAUCUGGGAGCUGUUUGAGCUGGGCGCACAGCCCUACCCCCACCACUCGGACCGGCAGGUGCUGGCCUACGCCGUGAGGGAGCAGCAGCUCAAGCUGCCCAAGCCACAGCUGCAGCUGACGCUGGCCGACCGCUGGUACGAGGUGAUGCAGUUCUGCUGGCUGCAGCCGGAGCAGCGGCCCACGGCCGAGGAGGUGCACCUGCUUCUGUCCUACCUGUGCGCCAAGGGCGCCACCGAGGCGGAGGAGGAGUUUGAACGGCGCUGGCGCUCCCUGCGGCCGUGCGGGGGAGGUGCGGGGCUGGGGGCAGCGGGCCCGGCGCUGGGCGGUGCCGCCGAGCUGGCCUCCGCCUCCUCCUUCCCGCUGCUGGAGCAGUUCGCCGGCGACGGCUUCCACGCGGACGGCGACGACGUGCUGACCGUGACGGAGACGAGCCGCGGCCUCAACUUCGAGUACAAGUGGGAGGCCGGCCGCGGCGCCGACGCCUUCUCGCAGCCGCUGUGCGCCCCCGACGGCGCGCCGGGCGUGGUGCCGGUGCUCAGCGCGCACAGCCCCUCGCUGGGCAGCGACUACUUCAUCCGCCUGGAGGAGGCCGAGCCCGCCGCCGGCCACGACCCCGACUGCGCCGGCUGCGCGCCCGGCCAGGGCUCGGACUCGGAGGGCAGCGCUGACGCCUCGCUGGCCGCCGAGCCGCUGCUGGGCCCCGCGCCGCCCGCCGCCGGCUCCUGGGGCUGCCGCGACCGCUCCUCCGCGCGCGGGAGCCGCAGCCGGGACGCGCCGGGCCGCCCGCGCUCGCCCUCGCCCUCGCCCGCGGAGGAUGCGGGGCGGGCCGUGGGCGCCUUCUGCCCCCGCUUCCUCACGGAUCCGCUCGGGGCAGCGCCCUCGGGGGGCUCCGGGCCCCCGCUGUCCCCGGGCGAGGAGCAGCUCGGGGAGGCGGAGGCGCGGAGGGCGGCGCAGCACAGACACUGGCGCUCCAACGUGUCUGCUAACAACAACAGUGGCAGCCGCGACCCAGACGCCUGGGGCCCCGGCCGCGCGGGCGGCUGCGCGGAUGACUGCCCCAGUCCGAAGCCGGCCCCUGGGGCCUCCCCUGAGCCAGGCCGCCUCCCGGCCCGGGGGGACCCCGGAGAGCCCCUGCUCGGGCCGCAGCCACUCUCCCCUAGCCAGGAGCCAGGUCGCUGCCUUGGUCUCCCCCAGCCCUGCUCUCCCCAGGGCGUGACACCUGCCGCCUGCCUGGCCACGCCCACUUGGACCGAGGCAGCAGCGCCGGCUGGGGCUGACCACCACCGGGUGGAGCCCCAGCUGGCCGAGGACGCUGAGGGCUCUGCUGGACCCCAACUGCCCGUGCCCUCUGUCCCCUCCCCUUCCCAGGAGGGGGCGCCACUCCCUUCAGAGGAGGCCAGUGCCCCUGACACCCUUCCAGCCUCCCCCACCCCUGCUGCCCGCAGCCGGGCAGCUGCCUCUGAGCUGGCCGGGACCUGGGACAGCAGCAGCAGCUCUCCGGCUCUGGAGGUGCCCGGCGGUGAAGGCGAGGACCCCACCGCGGCCGCGGCCGGGAUCUUCACCCGCCUGUCGAGCGCCGGCCGGGGGGUGUGGACGCCCGAGUCCCUGGACUCGCUGGACGUUCUGUCCUCAGCCAAGGCUGGCGGCUGUGAGGCCGGCACCCCCGGGGGGCAGCCCCACGCGCUGGACAGCGGCUGUGCCACAGAGAACCACGAGUGUCCGGUACUCACGCUCAGGGAGGCGUGGGCGCCCAGCCAGCCCGAGGCCCUCGAUGAGCUGGCCUCGGAGGGCGAGAGCCCGGGGUCCGAGACGCAGCUGGCCGCCGCCCGGGGUGGCCUCAGCCAGAAGAACCCCUACCGAGACUCCGCCUACUUCUCAGACCUGGACGCCGAGUCCGAUCCCCCCGCGGCCCCUGAGAAGGACCGGGUCCAGCUGCCUGGGCCAGAGCCGGGCCUGGGGGGCCUGCAGGGCCCCGGGCAGCAUGCCGGGCAGGGUGCUCCUGGGCCCCAGGGCCCGGAUGAGGCACAGGGCACUGGCUCUGGGGAGGGGUGGCCACCCCUGCUGCCCCUGGACGGGUCUUCCUCAGAGCCAGGUGCCUGCCCCGCGGGCCCCAGGCUGGAGUGCCCGCAGGCCCCAGGCCCGGUCCAGACACCACCUGCAGCCAGCUCCAAGCUCUUCCUGCUCACCCCGGUCCCGCCCGACGCGGAAGGCGGUGGCCCCGGACCCCAGGGGGCUCCCCGGGAGCGCACAGGGGGCCCCCUCUGCCUGGCCCUGCCCGGCCGGCCGGAGGAGGAGGGCGACGACAGCGAGGACAGUGAGUCGGACGAGGAGCUGCGCUGCUACAGCGUGCGGGAGCCGGCGGAGGACAGCGAGGAGGAGGCGCCCGUGCCCGUGGUGGUGGCCGAGAGCCAGAGUGCGCGCAGCCUGCGCGGCCUGCUCAAGGCGCCCAGCCUGCUGGCCCUGGAGCGCAAGAAGAAGGCCGUGUCCUUCUUCGACGACGUCACCGUCUACCUCUUCGACCAGGAGAGCCCCGCCCGGGAGACGGGAGAGCCCCUCCCCAGCGCCGCGGAGCCGCGCCCCCCGCUCCUGCCGGGCAGCCCCAGCGCCCCGGGCCGGCCGCGGCGUGCCGAGCGCUCCCCGGAAGCCUCCGUCCCGGCCGAGGGCGUUCGGUUCGAAUGGGACGAGGACUUCCCGCUGACGCCGGCCAAGGCGGCCCUGGCCGCAGCCCCGGACCCUGCCGCGCCCGGCCCGGCCGCGCCCCCCGCGCCGCCCUCGCGAUUCACGGUGUCGCCCGCGCCCGCGUCCCGCUUCUCCAUCACGCACGUGUCCGACGCGGACGCCCAGCCUGCGGGAGGCCCUGCUGUGAGCUCCGGGGACCAGCGAGCAGAUGCUUGAGCCCACAGCUGGCCGUGGACGCCACCGGAGCCCCCACACAGACGGGCACCAGGCCAGAGUGGGCCCCCGAGCCCAGCUCCUCGGUGCUCCGUGGAGAGUCAGCGAGGGG